Musca domestica (house fly) is the source of this 6257-nucleotide messenger RNA. RefSeq lists its product as uncharacterized. Lineage: Eukaryota; Metazoa; Arthropoda; Insecta; Diptera; Muscidae. The record is from RefSeq and is a predicted model, not a curated record. The transcript is spliced from 9 exons. The coding region runs from base 236 to 2869 and encodes 877 amino acids.
UGUGAGGAAGCGUCGAUUGACUGGCUGGUGGUGGUGUUUUCUUAUUCUCUUGGAAGCUAUUCGAGAAGGCUGACGACGCUCGGUGACGGUCUAACAUUUUCCAAAUAAUUUUUGGCAUAAAAAUAGAUUUGUGUUUUGUUUUAUUGAUUUAUUUAAUUUACUUGUGUUGUUUUGCAAGCGGCUGAAAGGUAAAGUGUUUUGCAGUAUUGAUGUGUUAAUAUUUCUCAAACAAAUAAUGGAUAAUAACGCCAAUCGUCGAAUGCCUCCGGGAGAAGAUAUCAACAAGCUAUUGAAAGAAUGGAAACUCGAGUGUAUUUCAUCACAUUUACAAGCCGAGAAAAUCGAUUUGGAAAUUCUGGAAAUGAUAAAACUACAUCACAUACGCCCGCUACUCAGCAACUUCCCACUGGGCAUACAAAUUCGUUUUGAAUAUAAUUUGGAACAGUGGCGUACAAAAAUUGGCAAACCGCUGUAUGGAACACAUCGAUGCUGCUGUCAAGGCAACGAGUUUGGUUGUCAAAAAUCCUAUGGCCAUAAUUAUUUCAAGGCCCAUAAUGAAUGUUCCAUUGGCAUUUCGAACGAAUAUCAAAAUCAACAGCAGCAACAUCCACGUAAAGUCAUUAUUGUACGACAAGAUCUAGGAAUGCCCCAUGCAGUGGGUAAUGAAGUGAUGGUAACGCCGCCCGAAACACCAAUGACCCAUCGAUCAUUGGCCUCUACACACGGAUCUUCGGGACAAAGUACAUUUUCACACACCUCUAGCAGUGGUGGUGGUGAUGGUGGCGAUGAUAUCGCUAAUAAUUCUCCAGAGCACAUACCAUUUACCCUCAAACCUCUGUAUCACAUAUCUGAGACGAACCUGCGAGAUAUCAUAUUAGAUUGUAGACCCGAGGGUCCCAUGCUAAUGAAGAGUUAUGCCGCAAAGAAUGGUUUCAAUCCACGCGAACGACGAAGUCUAAUGAAUAUUAUUGUCAACUACUUCAUGCGUAAUAAUCAAAAAUUCGAUCUGCAAAUUAGCUAUCUUCUGGAGAAUGCAAUUUUGAAAUUGUUUCCCAACGAAAACUUGGAAAUGUAUCGCAAAGGGAAACGGGGUAGUUUGUAUUGCAAAUAUAUGAACUACAAACAUUCCCUGUUGUCGACCAGGAAACGAAAAAAACCCACGGAUGAUGGAACUGAGACGGGAAGUGAUUUGGAUUCUGUUUCACAACACGAUCAUAGCAUGACAGAUUGUGAUAUAGAAGAGAAUGAAAGUGUGAAUGUUAUCAAUGAGGCCAUGGACGAUUUGAUUACCAAUGGAUCGGAUGCGGGGAACCAUGGUGUGGAACAUGAUGCCAGCGCUAAAGAUAAUUUCACUCUCGUUGAGCCAAAACUUGAAGUUGACACUGAAAUUCCAAUCCGAACGGCCUAUAGACUGCACAGAGAGGUUAUUAUCCUCAAGACUCCCUUUUCGUAUAAGGAUUUCUUGGAAAAAGCUUGUAAUGCCUACAAUAUUCCCAAUGUGGAGGAACACUAUCUGGUGGUUAACGAUUGUGAAAUCAGUGAACAUGAAUUCAAAAAUGUCAUAAUGCAAUAUUAUAAGCUGGCAACAUUUGUGGUGGAAAUAAAACAGAGAUCUAACUUUCUCAGACGCUCCGAUUCCAAUAGUGGCGAUAGUGUAAGUAUGACUGAACUGAGGGAACACACCACAAUUAGACAGGAUCCAAAUCAUUUGCCCAGUGCUGAAGAAAUACGUAACCUAACAUCACUUCUACCCAUAAUUGCCCAUGUAGAUCUGGGUAAACCAUUGGAAAAUAAACAUCGCAAUGCAAUAGCCAAGGCUGUGGUAGAGGAAACCUUAAGAGUACAACCGGAUCGAUGCAUUAAACGCCAGGAGUUCAUGAUAUUGGCCCACACUGUGUGCCAGGCGUUUCCCACGGAAGAGGAAACCACAUAUUUCAUACCGGCCAAACCAAAGGCCCAUCCAAAGGGUAAACUUUGGAGUGCAUUUGUUAGUAAACGUACAUUCCUCGUACAAAGUGGUGUGGCCAAAAAACGUUAUAAAAGACGUAAAAACAAUACGGAGGAGGAUAAUGAGGAGACCCAAUCCACACACAGUCAACAGACUGAGGCAGAAGAACCCAGACAUGUUGACUUUUCCGAAAAUACCUCAAUGGAUUGGGAUUAUCUAAUGGUAAAAUGGAUGGAAAGUCAUGAUAAACGUUGGCAGGAACUUGUUAAGGAAAAGCUAACACCGUCCGAGUAUAUGGAACGUUAUUCAAUAUUGCGAAAUGAAAGAGGCAUAACGCUAAUUGAAAUUGAUGUUAAAAAUCGUUAUCCCCAGGCCUUGACCAUUGAAAAUUGGUUAAAUAUUUAUGCUAAAGUUUUUGAAAAAGCCAAAGGUAUACGCCGAAAAUUGGGUAAUUCCAAUAGUAUUAUAAGGGCCAUAGAAGAGGCCCAGGAUGAGAAACAUAAAGCUGGCCUAUCGUUACUUCUUAUACCCUACAUAAUACCCAGCAGUGGACGUAAAAGUGAACUUAUUACUUCCAAAGCCACCAAAACUGAGUGCCAAGAACGAUUUAUGAAAGGUUAUGGGAGCCUGGAUGAACUGCGUUCAGAUCCCAAACCUGCCGAUUUACAAAUACGCUUUGUCCACAGUCAUCACAGUGUGGUGUAUGCUGAAUUUAGUAUAAGUGGUUUUUUAUUCCAGUGUUCCGACCUAAUGGAAGCCCUGAGUUUCCUCUUCCACUAUAUGUUGGCGAUGAAUAUACGUUAUCCCCAGACUUGUCUGCAGGUAUGGCAAUUCAUACAAUUGGCCAUAUUUCACAUUGAAGUGGAAAAGGAUAAAAUGCCAUAUGUUGAGAGUACCAUUGUUGAUUUACAUUUAAACUAGAGACUGUUAAGAGAAAGAGAGAGGGAGCCAAAGCCAAAAGAGUUCAAAAAUAAGAUAAUGUACAGUUGAGACUUGAUGAGAUAAUACAGGGUGAGAUAAAAAAACUGCAAAAAAGUCAAGCGCCAUAAUUUUUACAUUUUUUUUAAAUUUUUUAGAAUGAAAGCAAAAUUUCGGAAAUAGCAUCAAAUUUUAGAAUAACUUUAGAUUUGUUCGAAUUGGUCACCUUUGGUACGAAUUAUGGCUUUCAAACGGCCAAUGAAACCGUCACACGCUGUCCGAAUGUUGCUCUGCGGUAUUUUGGCCCAUUCCCGGCGAAGCCCUUGCUUGAGGUGAUCGACAUUUUGGAAUUUUUGUAGUGCCAACCUUGCUUUCCAAAAUACUCCAGACACAAUAGUCCAACGGAUUAGUAUCCGGAGAUUUUGGUGGCCAUUGUGCGAUGGAAAUGAAGCCAGGAACCUUAUUUUGUAACCAUUCUUGGGUGGCACCUGCUGAGUGCGAUGGUGCUGAGUCCAAGUCUUUAAUACACCCUCCAGAAUAUUUUCGCGAUAAUAUUCAGCAUUUUUUUUUUGAAUCGAUCGUGGCGAUGAGCGACCAUCGGCAGUUAUGGCGGCCCACACCACACACCAUUACCAUGGCCGGAUUGAGGCUUGAGUUCUGGUGGCCAACCGAAGGUGCACAUUUUCAGCUGACCUCUUUGGCAAGUAAACACGAUUGUUUACAAACUGCUGGACAACGAAUAUUUUCUCAUCGGAGAAAGCCAAAUUCGGCAGUUCACCACUUUCGGCCAAGCGAAGCAACUCUUUAGCUCUUUUGAGUCUAUUUUCUUUCUGUUGCGGUGCAAGUUCUUGUACUUUUUGGAAUUUCAAUGGCUUUACCCCAAACUCAUUUUUCAAUAUUGCGAUAUUUUCAGCUCACGAGCCAUCUUUCGGCCACAGCGACGCGGGUUUCCAUCAAGUCGCUUUUUUUACUUAUCGAACCAUUUCCAAUUCCUUGACGUCGGGCUACUGUAACGAGCGAUGAUGGUACGAGACACAAAAAAUUUAUUCACAUUUAAAUGCUGGAGUGCUCUAGCGAUAGUCACUUGUCGCUUUCCAGCCAAAUAUAAAGAAAUCACACUAUCACACUUGAAUUCCAUCAUGAAUAAUUUUUUUUUUCUGGAGAAUUCUCAUCAAAAUAGUUUUGAACGCUUGUAAACAAUAUAAUGAGCUGUCAUUGGUAUAAUUUUUACUGCUGUCGGACGAGUGGCUUAAAAGUGACAGCAGUCUGAAGUUGGUUGCAGUUUUUUCAUCUCAGCCUGUAUAUGCAAAUUUAUUGUGGCUUUAUUCUUUGAAGAUAUCACUGCGAGUUUUAACAUGGUGGAGGGUAUACAAAUAUCGCUUUGACCAAUUUUACUGUCGUUUUUACUUGCCCUGUACUCAGAAGACCUUUAAGGUCCGCUGAAUCACCUUAACUUCAAACAUGACUAUAAAAAGAUAUUAUAUCCAUAGGUAAAGGAUUUCUGUUUUUAACAUGGUGGAGGGUAUACAAAUGUCGCCCUGACAAAUUUUAUUGUCGUUUUCACUUACCCAGUACUCAGAAGACCUUCAAAGUCCACUGAAUCACCUUAACUUCAAACAUGACUUUAAAAGGAUAUUAUAUUCAUAGGAGACUAUUAAAGGAUUUCUGUUAAUUGAAUGACCUGUAGAGGUAUAACGACCUUAUUUUAUAUUGAAGUCCUAUUAAGCGGUUUGUUGUUCAUUAAUAGGUAGUUAAUUGAUCAUUGGGAUAAAAGUGAAAUCAAAAAAAUCAAAAAAGUCUUUUUAUAAAAAUAAAAUUGAUCCCUAACCAAGUUUCAGUUAAUGCAAUCAAAGUUUUUGUAUUAUAUUUAAUUAUUUCAAAAAACAUUAAUCGUGUUUUAACCAGUUGAGUCCAAAGAUUACUGUUGUUAAAAUUAUCAACCCCCAAGACACAGAUCUUUUUUUCAUAAUCUUUAAAUUUGUCUUAUGCUAUCAAGUAGCAGAUCAAUUCGUUUAAAUAUUUCCAUCAAUGAUUCUUUCUAACUUAUACCACUACAUGCGAAAAAUAUGCUCGCUCAGAAACUAGUCAGACAUACUUAAGUAUACUAAUCUCUUUAUUCACCGGUAUUGAUCGAAUUAAAAACCCCAUAUAAAAUAAAAAUAAAAAAUGAAUUAGAGUAGUAUUUUGGAAAGCCGAAACUCUUUGCUUACACUAGCUUUCCUUUAUUUUUUAUCUAUAAUUGAAGAAGAGAAAAAUAUAUACCAAAUAUUUACAAAUAUUUUUAAACUCCCGUAAAUGUGCCUAUAUUAUUAUACCAAGAAUUAUGUUUAGAAUCUAAUUAUGUUUACGAUUGGUCUGUUCCAGAAACUGCAAGAAUCUACAAGUUUCGAAAUUUGUUCGAUAUCAUAAAGGAAAAAAAUCUGUUUUUGUCUUGCAAAUUCUGAAAUAGAAGAUACAUAUAAAUUUUGAUUAUAGUAAUUAUUUGUAAAGCCUCAGAUGAAUCCCUUAAUGACCUAAAUCCAAACAAUCUAAAACAUAAGAAAGAAUUAAAAAAAAUAUUUUUUGAAAUUUGAAAAUAUUUAAGAAUGUUAUAUUUAUGUAGUGUUGUAGAAUGUUGAAACUCUCUAAUUAUAAACUUUUUCCCUUACAUCUUAAAUUAUAACUUUAUAAGAAAUACUCAAAGAAAUGCCAAAUAUUUACAAAUGUUAAUAAACUCCCAUGAAUGUGCCCUUAUUACUGUACCAAAUAUUUUGUUUAGAAGCUAAUUAUUAUUACGAUUGCCUUAUAAACUAUGUUUAUAAAUAUGUUUUUUUCAUAUACAUAUAUGUAUGUACCCUUGAGAUAUAAGUUUUUUUAUAAAUUAAAUAUGUUUGCCUUAAGAAGCUCUUUGAUGCUCGAAAAUCAAUUGGACCCAAAGUGGAAUUGAUUAUUUAAUAGAUAAAAAGAUUGUAAACAAAUAAAAUGUAAUAUAAAAUGUAACAUUUUUUUCUUUGACCAUUCGCAUGGAUGGAGACACACCAUAACAUGAACAAAAAUAUUGAUAUUCCGUUUGUAAUGUCAAUGAAUACUCUUAUUGGAUCCGUUAUGUGCCCAUCUAGAAACCAUUGCAAAGUUGGAAGUGUAGAAGUUAAACCUCUGAAAUUUGAUGCAGAUAAUCAUGCAACACUUCUAAAUAAAUAUUUUAUUUUUCAUAAACGAUUAUAGUUGAUAGCUAUUGUCUACAAGAUCAAACAUUGUAAGUCAUGAAAAGUUUCAAAAAUUAUAGGUGUCACGAUCCCGGGAAAAAGAAAUAUUCUCUUAAAUGCUAAAUUCUCUUAAAAAAUACCAAAAUUUCAGGAGAGGUGAAAUCUUGGGAAAACUAUUAUUCGAAAAAUUCAAAAUUUUAACUACG